GCACGAACCCGCGUCCCCUGCAUCGGCAGGCGGACUCUCGACCACUGCACCACCAGGGAAGCCCCAGCCUACUUUUUAUUAUCACUAUGCACUGACAAUUCUAAGCAAUGCCAAUCAUACUACUUCUCUCUGAAAAAAAAUUUUUUGUUGGUCUAAAUUCUAAACAACUGCUGCCAUUACUGAAAUUUAAUAAUAUAUAUGUAAGCUGAGAAUUACCAUUUUUUUGGUUACCUGUUCUUUAACAAACACUGUAGUCUACAUGGAAAUAAAUCUAACUCCUCUGGACGUGGACCCAGCUACACAUGUUUAUUUCAAGAAUAAGCAGCCAAGUUUUUUUUUUUCAUUUUCAUAAUCACUGUGCUAUAAUUUAGUUUGAAUCUAUGUUUAAACACAGGAUUACAUAGUAGUACCACAGCAGUUAGAGAUAUGAACUGGGCCUGAGCAAGUUCAAAUAAUUCGUAACCAUUACACACUUUGGAGACUUUUACUGAAUAUAACAGAAAUUUAUGAUGAAUUUUCUGGUGAAGGUAUUUUAGUGGAAAUUUUUCAACUGCAGAAACAUUUGAAAGCUGCUAGAGCUGAUCCCAAAGAACAAAGACCUGGACAGUAUUGCAGUUUCUGGAAGUUACUAUGAAGUGGGAUUUUUAUGAAACUCUGAUAAACUUAUCUUUAUUUUAAAGCUUUUCUAAUUACUUGUGUAUCUAUUUCUUCAUGUGAAAGAAACAUUUGAAAUUAAAAUAGUGUCCUUCAAUCAACCAUGAGUGAGGCCACACCAGUUCUAUUGACCAUGACUAUGUGAAGAUCAAUUUGACAAAGCCACUGACAUAUUUGCAGAAGUGAAGGCUUAAAGCAGAAAGCACAGUGGAGUUAUUCAUCACCAUCACCAUGGGGACCAAAAUAAAAAUUACAUCUCAGCAAGGAGAGUUUACAAAUAAGGACUUUCAUCUAGAAUCAGCAUCAGAGAUGAACACUGAAAGACUGGGGAUGAACAAAUGGAGUUCCAGUUUUCAAAAAAAAGAAGCAGCUCGAUUCCUGAAACCAAAACAAGGAGCUUGUCACAGAUCCUGAGCAAAAUGAAUAAACCUAUGAUUAAGGAUCUUUCGAAGAUGGUUUGGCUGCCUUGGAGAUUUGGAGAUCUGAGGCCACGAUGAGGACUCACACACGGGGAGCUCCCAGUGUGUUUUUCAUAUAUUUGUUUUGCUUUGUGUCAGCCUACGUCACCGACGAGAACCCAGAAGUCAUGAUUCCCUUUACGAAUGCCAACUAUGACAGCCAUCCAAUGCUGUACUUCUCCAGGGCGGAGGUGGCCAAGCUCCAGCUCAGAGCUGCCAGCUCCCACGAGCACAUUGCCGCCCGGCUCACUGAGGCCGUGCACAUCAUGCUGUCCAGCCCCUUGGAGUACCUCCCUCCCUGGGAUCCCAAGGAGUACAGCGCCCGCUGGAAUGAAAUUUAUGGCAACAACUUGGGGGCCUUGGCCAUGUUCUGCGUGCUGUAUCCUGAGAACAUUGAAGCCCGAGAUAUGGCCAAAGACUACAUGGAGAGGAUGGCAGCUCAGCCUAGUUGGUUGGUGAAAGAUGCUCCUUGGGAUGAAGUCCCGCUUGCUCACUCCCUGGUUGGUUUUGCCACUGCCUAUGACUUCUUGUACAACUACCUGAGCAAGACACAACAGGAGAGGUUUCUUGAAGUGAUUGCCAAUGCCUCGGGAUAUAUGUAUGAAACUUCAUACAGGAGAGGGUGGGGAUUUCAAUACCUGCACAAUCAUCAGCCCACCAACUGCAUGGCCUUGCUCACAGGAAGCCUGGUCCUGAUGAAUCAAGGGUAUCUUCAAGAAGCUUACUUAUGGACCAAACAAGUUCUGACCAUCAUGGAGAAGUCUCUUGUCUUGCUCCGAGAGGUGACAGACGGCUCCCUCUAUGAAGGAGUUGCAUAUGGCAGCUACACCACUAGAUCACUCUUCCAGUAUAUGUUUCUUGUUCAGAGGCACUUUGACAUCAACCACUUUGGCCACCCAUGGCUUAAACAACACUUUGCAUUUAUGUAUAGAACCAUCCUGCCAGGGUUUCAAAGAACUGUGGCUAUUGCAGACUCAAAUUACAACUGGUUUUAUGGUCCAGAAAGCCAAUUAGUGUUCCUGGAUAAAUUUGUCAUGCGUAACGGCAGUGGUAACUGGUUGGCUGACCAGAUCAGAAGGAACCGUGUGAUGGAAGGUCCAGGGACGCCUUCCAAAGGGCAGCGCUGGUGUACGCUUCACACAGAAUUUCUCUGGUAUGAUGCCAGCUUGAAAUCUGUCCCCCCUCCAGAUUUUGGCACCCCAGCAUUGCAUUAUUUUGAAGACUGGGGUGUUGUGACUUAUGGAAGUGCGCUGCCUGCAGAAAUCAAUAGAUCUUUCCUUUCCUUCAAGUCAGGAAAACUUGGGGGACGUGCAAUAUAUGACAUUGUCCACAGAAACAAAUACAAAGACUGGAUCAAAGGCUGGAGAAAUUUUAAUGCAGGGCAUGAACAUCCUGAUCAAAACUCCUUUACUUUUGCUCCCAACGGUGUGCCUUUCAUUACUGAGGCUCUCUAUGGGCCAAAGUAUACCUUCUUCAACAAUGUUUUGAUGUUUUCCCCAGCUGUGUCCAAGAGCUGCUUUUCUCCCUGGGAAGGUCAGGUCACAGAAGACUGUUCAUCAAAAUGGUCUAAAUACAAGCAUGACCUGGCAGCUAGCUGUCAGGGGAGAGUUGUUGCUGCAAUGGAGAAAAAUGGGGUGGUUUUCAUCCGAGGAGAGGGUGUGGGCGCUUACAACCCCCAGCUCCAUCUGAAGAACGUUCAGAGGAAUCUGAUCCUCCUGCAUCCACAGCUUCUCCUCCUCGUGGAUCAGAUACACCUGGGAGAGGACAGCCCCUUGGAGACAGCAGCAGGCUUCUUCCACAAUGUGGAUUUUUCUUUUGAGGAGACAGUGGUAGAUGGGGUCCAUGGGGCUUUCAUCAGGCAGCGAGAUGGGCUCUAUAAAAUGUACUGGAUGGAUGAUACUGGCUACAGUGAGAAAGGAACCUUUGCUUCAGUGACAUACCCUCGGGGCUAUCCCUACAAUGGGACCAACUAUGUGAAUGUCACCACACACCUCCGAAGUCCCAUCACCAGGGCAGCUUACCUCUUCAUAGGGCCCUCCAUAGACGUUCAGAGCUUCAGCAUCCACGGAGACUCUCAGCAACUGGAUGUGUUCAUAGCCACCGGUGAGCAUGCCUACGCCACUUACCUGUGGACAGGUGAGACUACAGAACAGUUGGCCUUGGCACAGGUCAUUGCCGACCGUCAGAAAAUUCUGUUUGACUGGAGUUCAGCCAUCAAGAGCACCAUUGUCCCUGAGGUGAAGGACUACGCCGCUAUUGUGGAACAGAACCUGCAGCGUUUUAAGCCAGUGUUCCAGCUGCUGGAGAAGCAGAUCCUGUCCCGAGUCCGGAACACAGCCAGCUUUAGGAAGACUGCUGAGCGCCUGCUGAGAUUUUCAGAUAAGAGACAGACUGAGGAGGCCAUCGAUAGGAUUUUUGCCAUAUCACAGCAACAGCAGCAGCAGCAGCAAAGCAAGUCCAAGAAAAACCGAAGGGGAGGCAAGCGCUAUAAAUUUGUGGAUGCCGUCCCUGAUAUUUUUGCACAGAUUGAAGUCAAUGAAAAAAAGAUUCGACAGAAAGCUCAGAUUUUGGCACAGAAAGAACUGCCCAUAGAUGAAGAUGAAGAAAUGAAAGACCUUUUAGAUUUUGCAGAUGUAACAUAUGAGAAACACAAAAAUGGUGAUUUGAUGAAAGGCCGGUUUGGACAGGCUCGGAUGGUGACGACGACUCGCAGCAGAGCCCCAGCACUGUCUGCUUCGUAUACCAGGCUGUUCCUGAUUCUGAACAUCGCUAUUUUCUUUGUCAUGUUGGCAAUGCAACUGACUUAUUUCCAGAGGGCCCAGAGCCUACAUGGCCAAAGAUGUCUUUACGCAGUCCUUCUAAUAGAUAGCUGUAUUUUAUUAUGGUUGUACUCUUCUUGUUCCCAAUCACAGUGUUAGCACUGAAGCUAUAAAUUGCUUGAUCAUUUUGUGGUCACAAGUCUGUGCAAAAAAUAAAAUCAUUGCCCUUGUUUGUUACUGGAUUUUUUUUCUCAGAUUCUUUUAACAAAUUAAGGGGAAGGUACUUUCACACAAGAAAGCAGGGACAUGGAGAAAUCAGUAUGGGUAAAGGCAAAGAAUUUAUCAAAGGAAUAAGAGUAGCUUGGUUGUCACAUGGUGUUUCUGGAAGUGGCUUGGCUGAAUUAGCAGUCCAUAUAAUACUGCUCUUAAAAGAACAAAAUGUCUGGUUUUAAGUAAUAUUUCUUCUUAAGAGAAAAAGACUUAGAUAGAAUUGGAUUUUAUUAAUAUUAAUUUAAUGCUAUUAGCGAUCUCCAGAUACUAUUUUAUGAAAAGACUGAAGCACACAAUUCUAAGAAAUACAGAAAAAAAUUUUUAAUGGUGUAGUCAUGUUGAAAAUAAAUGUUAAUAAGUCCUGGUGUGGUGGUGUCACCUUCCUUAGAGAGUAAUUCAUGAGUUAAGUGAAUAACAGCAUCUGUACAUUGGAUUACUAUUCAGAUAACAUAGUAAAAUGAUGGCAGAAGAUUACUGAAAAAUUUGGGAUAUAUUUCCAGUGGAAAACAUAUAUCUAUGAAUGAAUUUCCUUGAUGUUGUUAGUUUCAGCAUACACAUAAUUGACUGCUUUUACACACCCAUUGGUUAUUCAAUAAAUGAGACAAUUACAGGUAUCUUAAUUUUCUAUUUUCCUUCUGUGGAAAACUGUUAUAGACCCAAUGACUAACUUCAAAAUAAAUAUAUCCUGAACAUUGAUUUCAGUACCAAAGAAGAUGGGGAAGCUAAAAUUUGGAUAUGAUUCUUACUUUUUUUAAUAGAAAACUUUCUUCAAUUUAUUUUGCUAAAUAAACAUCAUAAUUGCGAUUUU
Aethalodelphis obliquidens (Pacific white-sided dolphin) is the source of this 4949-nucleotide messenger RNA. It is a transcript of the gene DSE, whose product is annotated as dermatan sulfate epimerase. Gene Ontology annotation, molecular function: chondroitin-glucuronate 5-epimerase activity. NCBI's taxonomy places the organism in Eukaryota, Metazoa, Chordata, Mammalia, Artiodactyla, Delphinidae. The coding region runs from base 1148 to 4030 and encodes 960 amino acids. The record is from RefSeq and is a predicted model, not a curated record. The transcript is spliced from 7 exons.